Molecule: messenger RNA, 211 nt
Organism: Sphenostylis stenocarpa
Lineage: Eukaryota; Viridiplantae; Streptophyta; Magnoliopsida; Fabales; Fabaceae
Source: the annotation of a GenBank genome assembly
CAAACCGGGUUACCGGGUGGAGUCAGGUCCGCAAUUGGAUUUGGCCCAAAGUGAACUGAUCCGGUUUGUAUUUACCCUAACGCGAUUCUCCCUCAUCCUUGAGGAGAAACGAAAUAACGUUGCCACUCACGAAGACGAACACGAACGUAGAACUUUUCCUCUCGUCUCUCAGACUCUCCUUCUAGACGACACUAUCUCUGCUGCGACUUGA